Molecule: messenger RNA, 432 nt
Organism: Hemiscyllium ocellatum (epaulette shark)
Lineage: Eukaryota; Metazoa; Chordata; Chondrichthyes; Orectolobiformes; Hemiscylliidae
Product: protein ripply1-like
Exons: 4
Coding region: 1-432 (143 amino acids)
Biological process (GO): negative regulation of transcription by RNA polymerase II; embryonic pattern specification
Cellular component (GO): nucleus
Source: RefSeq, a predicted model, not a curated record
AUGGAGGGGAAUGCAGUGUCAGGAGCCCGGAGCCGGCUGUGCUGCUGCCUACACGAUCCCAGUGCUCAGCAGCCAGGAGGGCUGAGUGCCGGCAGUGUUUGGAGACCAUGGUUAGUCACACCCAAAGAUAUUGCAAGGGAACAACAAAAACAGAUGAUAACGUGUAAAGAAUCUGGUAUUUAUUCCAGCCCCAAAAUUCUCACCUUUCUGUCGCAGCUGAAUGUCUCCGAGAGCGAGCGAACUCAGCGUACACUCAGCGGAGAUAAAGUCCCAGCAUUCCGACAUCCUGUCAAACUCCUGUGGCCAAAAUCUAAACAGUUUGAUUAUUUAUACGAAGAUGCAGCUCAUCUCUUGGCGAAUUUCCCGGUGCAGGCAACAAUCUCAUUUUACCAGGAGAGUGAUAGCGAAUCAGAGAAUGAAGAUGACAGUUAA